Messenger RNA from Linum trigynum, 3459 nucleotides. The record is from the annotation of a GenBank genome assembly. Lineage: Eukaryota; Viridiplantae; Streptophyta; Magnoliopsida; Malpighiales; Linaceae.
AUCUCCCCCCAAGAUUUUUUUUUUUUUGGUGGAAAAUCUCCCCCAAUAUUAAUUAAGAGAAUAUAUAUUUAUGUGUGGGGUAAUCUCUUAGAAUUGAAGCCGAAUAGUGUAAUGGUAAUCGAGAGGAAUGGAUUGUAAUGAUUACAUGUAAUGAAGGUUGGAUUUAGGUCGUGUAAUCGAUUUGGCUUCAAUUGUGUACAAGGUAAGAUUAUAAUUUCUUUUGGUAGAUGGUAAGAUUAGAAUUCUGUAUUAGCCAAGGUUGUCAACCCGCGGGAUGACUGGACCUGGUCAAGCUAGUGGGUCGGCUAGGAAUCUAGACCAAACUAUAUGAGAAACUAUGGUCUAGUCCAGAUUGUAUGGUUUGGUCCGGAUUGUGAGACCAGAAUCACAGUUUGGUCUGGUUUGUGGUCUCUCCUUUUAGUUUGUGGUCUGACACGGUCUGGAACGCGGUAAUCGUGGUUUAUCGCGGUUCACAAAUCGAGCCUGGUCAAUCCGAUCAUGGCGAACAAAUAAUCUGAUCUUGCUAUUGUAGAUUUCUGCAUAAGCAUAACAAAUCUAUUGAUUCUUCAUCCAACUGAAAACUAACAGACUGCUCAAGCGAUCUCUUUUGUGUUAUCUCCUUCCUAAUGAAAGAACCACACAAAAAUAAGAAAAAAGAUGGGGAAAUGAUCUCAACUAGCCAUGUCUAGAGUCCGGAGUCUGAUUAUAAAGAAAUUGAGAACAAAAUUUGUUUACCCAAAUGAGAUAAGAGAAAUUCUUUCGGGCAAAUCGCCAACCUAGUGGUUCAAAAUGAUAUCGACUUCUUCGUGGUAGGAAUUGACUACGAGAACCGUUGAGCACCUGGAAGAGUGAGAGAAACAAUAACACAAAGAGGAAGAGGAAUACACAAUUAUUUAUUGUGUUUUUAUUUUAAGUAUAUAGACUGGAGUAGGAGUAAGAAAUUUAAUUAGUACACUUCUCUCAGCAUAUUUCUUCAUGGGUUAGUUACGGUCACUAAAUUUUGUUUCACUAGUAGAUCGAUCACGAAAAAGAUGACAUAAUUAGAGGAUGAAUCAAUGGUGGGAGCGGUGUCACGUUUGAAUGAUAUCUCGGGUGGAGAAGGAGCUUAGCUUAUGGAAGUCAUGGCUUCGGGACCCGGUUGGAGUUCCAUGAUCAUGGCAAGAGGCUCAAGCGGGGUCGGAGGUGCGACCAGGGAGGCAUUGAUGGAUUAGAUUUGCACUACUAUGUGUUCCAUUUUCAUCGGAGUUCUCUUCUUCGGCAUGAGACCCAACAGUGUUCAGUAGAACCAGUAGGGAGGAGUGCUUAAAGGAGGAUCCAGCUUGAUGGAUGGUAACACCCAAUAUGGUGUUAUUUAGAGCUCAAAUUUAGGAUUGUUUGAGUCAUUAUAUGGUCUUCAUGGUUAAUAUAUCAUAAAUUAUACCCUUUAUUCAUUCUUUAGAGAAAAUAUUAACAUUUUAGUGUGCAUUAGUCGAUAUGAAUGUUUUAGGUUACAAAAGAGGGCACAAAUGUAGAGAAAUGUGCAAAUACUGAGGAUCACAGCCAGGCAUAGAAGAGAAUGGUCUGGAAUAGAGGUCACCAAGCUGGACAGGGAGAUCGCAACCACCAUAGCAAAGAUCACGACCGCGAAGAAGGAGGCCUUAGGCGCGAACUCUUGCAGCAGCCAAUAAGGAAGAAACAUAAAUUUUGAUAGUCGAAUCAUGAAUUUCUGCAUCAGAGCCUGUGAAUAAGAUUGCGGCCAAGACUCACGGAUCACGACCGUGAAGUCGGGCCACGAACUUUCCUGCCAUCGAAGCGCAAAAAGGCAAGGCCAGAGAUUGCGGCCUCCCCUUUCCAGAUGGCAAUCGUGAACUUUCACAGUUCGACUGGUUUGAGAGAGAGAAAGUAGAGAGAGAAGUUGAAAGAAUGAGAAGAAGGAGGAGUCAAGGAGGAAGGGAGCUCUCCUCAAUUCAAUACUUCUUCUAUGUAUAUACAUGUAUUUUCUUACCUCCUUUAUGGAGUAGUCCUCUAAGGUACUAGGGGUUAAAACCCCCCCAAAAUGUUAGAUUUAGGUUUUAAAUGUAGAUGUAGUUGUGUUAUGGUUUGUAUAUAAAUUUGUUUGUUUCAGUGAUCAUAUGCUUCAUUAUGCUUGAUUAUGUUGUGGAUUGUCUCUCCAAAUCUUUCCUACUAGCUUAAAACUGAUUCUCAGAACUAGGUGGGAAUUUAAGGUUUAGACUGGAUUUGAGCGUCCUAAGGUUAAUUGGAGGUAGAUGAAUGAUCUUAGGGCUUCUUUUAGUGGACGAGGUGACUAAACCCUUACUGGAAGAAUGCCUUCUAGAGACAAUGCUAGAGAUAAUGUAAGCAUCAUCAAUCCAUCGCUUUAGUGUGCCUGAUAGGUUGAACCUAUUAGGAGAAACUAGCGGUUAUUCCUUAGUACGUGAGCUUUGACCGAGGUGACAAUGGGUCUCUGGGAGCGUACUAGGAGGAGACGGAGUUAUCAUUGAAACCAUCACUUUAGCGAGUUUCGUACCUCAUCCUGCAAACCCAACAUAGUUGGCCAUUUGCAUGAAGAACCUAGAGUUAGGGAGAGGGAGUUACCUCGAAGUACCUGCUUUGUAUCUUUGCUUUCUCCACCAGUAUUUUCAAUUGACCUCCAAAAACCCAACUAAACAUAUUGGUUAGAUGACAACAAAGUGAGAAGUAGUAUGGGGUAUCAAAAUCCAUGGAAUAUGACCUUGGUCACCACUAUAUUAGCAACGCCCUUUCGAUUUAUACUUUGCUCAAAAUGGAAGGUUAGUUAGACCGUGCAAACAAUUGACAUAACCCGCAUGGGGGUUCAACCAUGUGGGAAAAUGCUACAGGGACAAGGAUAGAUGAUUAAGUCGUCAAGAGAGUGGGCUAGGGUCGCAGCGCCAAGCGCUGCUAGGUUUGGGUUCGCGGAUGGGUUUCCCUGGGUUUUGAGUUGCAGCUCGUAUAACUGGAGUGGGCAGGUGCAAUUAGGAACAAAAGCAGAAGUCAGCGAGAGCAUCUUCAACUUCAAUGCGAGAAUGAGCCACGAAGGGUGGGUUGGGCCGAACAUGUUGGCCUUUGGUGGUUUUGGACUGAGUGGGCUCAAUGUGGGAGAUGUGCAGCAGAGUCGCUGGUCUGCAAUGCCGAAAUGGGGAACAUGACCCGACAGACUUAGACGAGAAAGCAGAGGUGCUUACAUUUUGGUAAUGGAUCAACUGGACUUCCUAAUGUUUAAUAGGAGUGAGGAUCAUUUGGAGUGAUUUUCGCGAGUGGAGCAGUCCUUUAAAUUCUAAAAGAUUUAGGAGGAGCUAUGGGCUCGCUUUAGGACAUCAUAAGGGAGUGUAGCCAUGAUUAGAACAAAUUGAUUGCUCAACGAUUAUCUACUUGCAUUCGAGAUAUUUGGUAAUCGAUACAUGGGGUGGAAAAAAGAGGCUCUGGUUAUUGACAUGCUUAAAAUGAAACUAUAUGAUGCUA